AUACCACUCGUCAAUGGCCUGUUAGGGCUGGCUGGCAAUGACCUCACCCCUCCUGCGCCCGCACACCCCUGUCAUUUACCCCACGGCGGGGCAUCCACCAUCCCAAAAAUUUCCCGUCGCAACAGUCCAACAUCACAAACGCACAGCACUGCACCAUUCAGACCCAAUCGCAUACCAUGA
Molecule: messenger RNA, 180 nt
Organism: Bipolaris victoriae FI3
Lineage: Eukaryota; Fungi; Ascomycota; Dothideomycetes; Pleosporales; Pleosporaceae
Exons: 1
Source: RefSeq, a predicted model, not a curated record